This is a messenger RNA of Hippopotamus amphibius kiboko, 4129 nucleotides long. It is a transcript of the gene STXBP5, whose product is annotated as syntaxin binding protein 5. The record is from RefSeq and is a predicted model, not a curated record. The transcript is spliced from 28 exons. Gene Ontology annotation, molecular function: myosin II binding; GTPase activator activity; syntaxin binding. Gene Ontology annotation, biological process: regulation of protein secretion; regulation of exocytosis. Bases 146 to 3604 code for a protein of 1152 amino acids. NCBI's taxonomy places the organism in Eukaryota, Metazoa, Chordata, Mammalia, Artiodactyla, Hippopotamidae. Gene Ontology annotation, cellular component: cytoplasm; SNARE complex; plasma membrane.
CAGCUGCCUCCUUCCCCUCACACUCUCGCUCUGUCCCGCUCCUCCGCGUCCUCGGGCGAAGCUGCCCUCGGCCCGGGCUGGUUCUCCCCCGCCUGGGGACGCCCCUUACCUCUCCUCCCGGGCUGCGGGGUACCCCGCCGAGACCAUGAGGAAAUUCAACAUCAGGAAGGUGCUGGACGGCCUGACCGCCGGCUCGUCCUCGGCCUCGCAGCAGCAGCAGCAGCAGCAGCACCCGGCUGGGAACCGGGAGCCCGAGAUCCAGGAAACGCUCCAGUCCGAGCACUUUCAGCUCUGCAAGACUGUUCGCCAUGGAUUUCCCUAUCAACCCUCAGCCCUGGCCUUUGAUCCUGUACAGAAGAUCCUGGCAGUGGGAACUCAGACUGGUGCUUUAAGGCUCUUUGGUCGUCCAGGAGUAGAAUGUUAUUGCCAGCAUGACAGCGGAGCUGCAGUAAUCCAGCUCCAGUUCCUGAUUAAUGAGGGAGCUCUUGUGAGUGCCUUGGCUGAUGACACCUUACAUUUAUGGAAUUUACGUCAAAAGAGACCUGCCAUACUACAUUCACUUAAAUUUUGCAGAGAAAGGGUUACAUUUUGCCAUCUGCCUUUCCAGAGUAAGUGGCUCUAUGUGGGCACUGAACGAGGUAAUAUACAUAUUGUCAAUGUGGAGUCCUUCACACUCUCAGGCUACGUCAUUAUGUGGAAUAAAGCCAUUGAACUGUCAUCUAAAUCUCACCCAGGGCCUGUCGUCCAUAUAAGUGAUAAUCCAAUGGAUGAAGGAAAGCUUUUGAUUGGCUUUGAAUCUGGAACAGUAGUGUUAUGGGACCUCAAGUCAAAGAAAGCAGACUACAGAUACACCUACGAUGAGGCUAUCCAUUCUGUUGCUUGGCAUCAUGAAGGAAAGCAAUUUAUUUGCAGUCAUUCAGAUGGCACCUUGACUAUAUGGAAUGUGAGAUCCCCUGCUAAGCCUGUACAGACAAUAACUCCACAUGGAAAACAGUUAAAGGAUGGGAAGAAGCCAGAACCAUGCAAACCUAUCCUCAAGGUGGAAUUCAAAACGACUAGAUCUGGGGAACCUUUUAUUAUUUUAUCAGGAGGUUUGUCAUAUGAUACUGUAGGAAGAAGACCUUGCUUAACAGUUAUGCAUGGGAAAAGUACCGCAGUGCUGGAAAUGGACUAUUCAAUUGUUGAUUUCCUGACGCUGUGUGAAACACCAUACCCAAAUGAUUUUCAAGAACCAUAUGCUGUGGUUGUUCUACUAGAAAAGGAUUUAGUACUUAUAGACCUUGCACAAAAUGGAUAUCCUAUAUUUGAAAAUCCCUACCCUUUGAGUAUACAUGAAUCCCCUGUUACAUGUUGCGAAUAUUUUGCUGAUUGUCCUGUGGACCUUAUUCCUGCACUUUAUUCUGUUGGAGCUAGACAGAAACGUCAAGGUUACAGCAAAAAGGAAUGGCCCAUUAAUGGAGGUAACUGGGGCUUGGGUGCUCAAAGCUACUCAGAAAUAAUUAUUACGGGGCAUGCUGAUGGGUCAGUUAAGUUCUGGGAUGCUUCUGCAAUAAAUCUACAAGUAUUAUAUAAACUAAAGACAUCUAAAGUGUUUGAAAAGUCAAGAAAUAAAGAUGACAAGCCAAACACAGAUAUUGUAGAUGAAGAUCCGUACGCCAUUCAGAUCAUCUCCUGGUGUCCAGAAAGUCGAAUGUUGUGCAUAGCUGGAGUUUCAGCUCAUGUCAUUAUUUACAGAUUCAGCAAGCAAGAAGUGAUUACAGAAGUCAUUCCGAUGCUUGAGGUUCGAUUGUUAUAUGAGAUAAGUGAUGUGGAAUCCCCAGAGGGUGACCAGGCACCACCUUUGCCAACACCAGUUGGGAGUGCCAAUCCUCAGCCCAUUCCUCCUCAGUCUCAUCCUUCUACCAGUAGCAGUUCGUCUGAUGGGCUUCGUGAUAAUGUCCCUUGUUUGAAAGUUAAAAAUUCCCCACUUAAACAGUCUCCAGGUUAUCAGACUGAGUUAGUUAUUCAGUUGGUAUGGGUGGGUGGAGAACCACCACAACAAAUAACCAGUCUGGCAGUUAAUUCCUCCUAUGGACUGGUAGUUUUUGGCAAUUGUAAUGGCAUCGCAAUGGUUGACUACCUCCAGAAAGCAGUACUCCUCAACCUGGGCACUAUUGAAUUAUAUGGCUCUAAUGAUCCUUAUCGGAGAGAACCCCGAUCUCCUCGUAAAUCUCGACAACCUUCAGGAGCAGGUCUGUGUGAUAUUAGUGAAGGCACUGUAGUCCCAGAAGAUCGCUGCAAAUCUCCGACUUCCGGUUCUUCAUCACCACACAAUUCAGAUGAUGAACAAAAAAUGAAUAAUUUUAUAGAAAAGGUGAAGAUCAAAAGCAGAAAGUUUUCCAAGAUGGUAGCCAGUGAUAUAGCAAAAAUGUCAAGAAAGUUAAGCUUGCCUACUGACCUAAAGCCUGACUUAGAUAUAAAAGAUAAUUCCUUCAGCCGAUCACGGAGUUCAAGUGUAACCAGCAUUGAUAAAGAAACGCGAGAAGCAAUCUCUGCUCUUCAUUUCUGUGAAACUUUUACUCGAAAGGCAGAUUCAGCCCCUUCCCGGUGUUUGUGGGUUGGUACUACAUUGGGAACAGUGCUUGUCAUUGCACUGAAUCUUCCCCCAGGAGGAGAGCAAAGACUUCUUCAGCCAGUAAUUGUGUCUCCAAGUGGUACUAUAUUGAGGUUAAAAGGGGCGAUCCUGAGAAUGGCAUUCCUGGAUUCCACAGGCUGCCUAGUGCCACCUGCAUAUGAAUCCUGGAAAGAACACAAUGUUCCUGAAGAAAAGGAUGAAAAGGAGAAAUUGAAAAAACGAAGACCUGUCUCUGUAUCUCCCUCCUCUUCUCAGGAAAUUAGUGAAAACCAGUAUGCCGUGAUAUGUUCUGAAAAGCAGGCCAAAGUAAUCUCACUGCCAACUCAGAACUGUGCUUAUAAGCAAAACAUUACGGAGACCUCAUUUGUGCUUCGUGGAGAUAUUGUGUCACUGAGUAACAGUAUCUGCCUUGCCUGCUUCUGUGCCAACGGACAUAUUAUGACUUUUAGUUUGCCAAGUUUAAGGCCUCUGUUGGAUGUGUAUUACUUGCCCCUUACCAACAUGCGGAUAGCCAGAACAUUCUGCUUCACCAACAAUGGACAAGCAUUGUAUCUUGUUUCGCCUACAGAGAUCCAGAGACUCACCUACAGUCAAGAGACCUGUGAAAAUCUUCAGGAAAUGUUGGGUGAACUCUUCACUCCUGUAGAAACACCUGAAGCACCAAACAGGGGAUUCUUUAAAGGCUUGUUUGGAGGUGGUGCACAGUCUCUUGAUAGAGAAGAACUAUUUGGAGAAUCAUCCUCGGGAAAGGCUUCAAGGAGUCUUGCUCAGCACAUACCUGGCCCCGGUGGCAUUGAAGGCGUGAAAGGAGCAGCGUCUGGAGUUGUGGGUGAAUUAGCACGAGCCAGGUUGGCACUAGAUGAAAGAGGGCAGAAACUUAGUGACCUGGAAGAGAGAACUGCAGCUAUGUUGUCCAGUGCAGAUUCAUUUUCUAAACAUGCUCAUGAGAUGAUGUUGAAAUACAAAGAUAAGAAGUGGUACCAGUUCUGACAACCAGAAACCCAAUGAAGUUCAACUUCAGCCAGAAGGAAAAAGGAUUUUCCUUUUUUAUUUUAUUGAUUUCACUUUAGGAAAGUUCACAUUAAAGGGAUGUGCAUCACUGGAUACUGUUCUUUCCUAGCACAGUCAUGCACUGUUUUAGCUCAGGCACGUGACUUUAACUGAGGUGUGUUCACACCCUCAGUGUGGAGUAUGUGGUGUGGGCCAGCUAUGAGUUGACAGUUUGGGAACUAGGAUGGUCACAUGUUACAAAUGAAGAAACAGAGGGAUGUUGAGGAAAUAUGGCAGGGACUAUUCCUGGAUCGUUCCUGUAUUAAACUUUCAUAUGCCAAAAGAUUCUGUGCUGUCGUAUCUGCCAUCAGUGUUUGACCUCUUUGAGGGAGAGACAAUAAGUCAGAAGUCCUGAAGCUGAAACAGUUAUGUUUGUGUCAUUGACUGAAUUAUAAACGACUCUCUUGGACUUUCCCUCCCUUCAGCUGACUGGUCAUCAGUAUCAUUAGUGAAAAAAAAAACAAA